This is a messenger RNA of Culicoides brevitarsis, 3853 nucleotides long. It is a transcript of the gene snama, whose product is annotated as E3 ubiquitin-protein ligase RBBP6. Gene Ontology annotation, cellular component: nucleus. Gene Ontology annotation, biological process: protein ubiquitination; ubiquitin-dependent protein catabolic process. The transcript has 14 exons. Gene Ontology annotation, molecular function: zinc ion binding; ubiquitin protein ligase activity; nucleic acid binding. Bases 140 to 3703 code for a protein of 1187 amino acids. Lineage: Eukaryota; Metazoa; Arthropoda; Insecta; Diptera; Ceratopogonidae. The record is from RefSeq and is a predicted model, not a curated record.
UCGUGUUUCAAAGGAGUCGGAUUUUUUUAGAUUUGCGUUUUGCCACUAAAAGACUCUAAUGAAAAGUUGGAUAACAACAGAGACAUUCGGAAAAAUAUCCUUAAACUUUACUAAAUCUACGAGCCUGUAAAUAAAUGCAAUGUCGGUGCACUACAAAUUCAAAAGUGCUCUUGAUUUCGACACAAUUACAUUUGAUGGCUUGCAUAUCAAUGUUGCGGACCUCAAAAAGGCGAUAAUCCACCAAAAAAGGCUGGGAAAGAAUGUUGAUUUCGACCUGCAGAUCACUAAUGCCCAGACAAAGGAAGAAUAUAAUGAAGACACGGCGCUAAUACCCAAAAACACAUCGUUAAUAAUUGCUCGUAUUCCAUUGGCUCCAAAUGCGGCAAAGCGUUUUCAAAGUCUUGCACAAAGCAAGAAUUCUGUAGCGGUCACUGCAAAUAAAGCUGAAGGCGAUGCCAAACAUGUAGACUUAGCGGCAAUGGACGGAAGUGAAACGGACAAAAUUAACGCGAUGAUGCAUCAAAGCACAGCAGACUACGAUCCUACAAAGUUCUAUAACAAUAGCUAUCAAAAAGUUCGUGGUGGAGGCCAGAUUGGAGAAGUACCACCCACAUAUCGAUGUCAUAGAUGUCAUAAGCCAGGACAUUGGAUUAAAAAUUGUCCUCUAGGACCAAUUCAAAGAGACAUGCCUGAAGUGAAACGAAGCACCGGAAUACCCAGAUCAUUUAUUGAACGAGACAAAAAUGCAACAGUUGAAAAAACGCCAGCAGUCAUACCGGAAAUGCCCAAAACAGAAGUACCUGAAGAUUUGAUCUGCAGCAUUUGCAAGGAUUUGUUUACAGAUGCUGUGAUGAUACCAUGUUGUGGAAGUUCUUUUUGUGACGAAUGUGUAAGGACGGCAUUACUAGAAUCGGAAGAAAACGAAUGUCCUGACUGCCAGGAAAAAGGAACGUCACCUGCAUCAUUAAUUCCUAACAGAUUUUUGCGACGUUCUGUUAAUAACUUCAAAAAUGAAACUGGAUAUAUUGUUCCCAAAAAGCAAAAAGUCGAUCGUACGCAAGAAACUGAAGAAGCAAUUCAAGAUAGUAAUACAGAACCAAAUGAAGUUACGGAGACGGAGCAAGUUGAACAGAGAGAAGAUUAUUCAGAAAAUACGGAUCAUAUGUCUCAAGAAAGCGAAUCGGAAAAGAUGAAGGAAGAACAUAGAAAAACCGGCGAGGACUCCUAUCUUAUGGAUAUGCAUGCAAUUUCAAGUAAUCCUCAGGAGUCACAACACUAUCAUGAUUCGGAGGAUUAUAAUAUCACAACUGACCUAUAUCACCGAUCAGAAUCAGGACAUGAACAAUCUAAUGAAUCUCGGUCGGGACCGAUUCCUCCAUAUAACAUGCAACAAAUCCAUGGGUAUCAUAACCAACCAUAUCCUCAUUCAGGUGGCGCGCCACAGCAUAUGAAUCAAAACUUCAUGAUGCGACCUUAUAAUCAACAUGGAUAUGGCCGUCCUCCUUACAUUCAGCAAAGAGGAUAUGGACACGGAGGAUAUCCUCAGAGAAAUCGACACAUUGCUCCAUACCCUGAUGUAAAUACAAUUUAUCAAGGAGUGGCGCAACAAGUUGGAACAGGGAUAAUUGAUGAUCCUUUAGAAGCAUUUAAUAGAAUAAUGAGAGAAAAAGAACGUGCAAAAGAGGAACAAGCUCGACGCCGUUCUCCAGGGUUUAUAAAUAAGUAUAGGAGAUCAAGAACACCGGAUCGUCGUCGAAAACGCCGUUCGAAUUCCUUUGAAGGAAGCCCGAAACGUUUCGAUCGCAGACCUAUUGAUAGAAAAAGACGUCGAUCAAGAUCCUUCAGCUCAUCAAGAUCGCGAACGCGUUCCCCAGUUCGAAAAAGAUCAUUCACUCCUCGCAAAUAUUCAAAGUCACCCAUUAGGCGAUCACGAUCUAUUUCACAACACAAUAGACAGCAACAUCGAAGUCAAAGAAGGGGUGACUACCGAGAGUCUUCUGAUCGCGGAGGUGCAGCACGAAAAGAUAAUGAUAAUAAAAAAUCCCCAGUCAGUUCUUCAAGAUCAAAAUACAAAGAUUCGCGACAUAGAAGUAAAACAAGGGAUAUGAGGAAAAAGUCUCGAAGUCGAAGUCCAAAUCGUGCCACUGGGAAAAAUAACAAGCCAACAGGAGAAAAGGAAAAGGAUAGACCGCGUCGUAGAUCCAAAGAGAGAUCGCCUUAUCAUGAUGCAUCUAUUAAACAUAUUCCACCAUCAAAAGCUAACUACACCAAUAAUGUCAACAAUGCAUUCCCUUUGGAAUUUAACGAUGUUUUGCCUCCGGGCGUAGAAGCUUUUGACGAUGAAUCGUGGCAGACGAAUGAAAAAUAUGUGAUCAACAAGGCGCCAAAUUGUGAAAAAGCAGAGAGGUCUGAAAAUCAAACAAUUGUCAAACAUCCAUCGUCCGAACUGACUGGUCAAAAACAACAAGAACACGAAAACGAUGAAUCUAAAAGUGCGAAAGAUAGAAAGGUUAAUAAGGAUAAGAAGCGACGUAAAAAAGAAACUGAAAAAGAAAAAGACGUGCAUGGUAAGAAAAGUAAAAAGCACAAACGAGAGAAGUCAGAUAGGGAUGGGUCUCACGAAAACUCGAAAGUAGAUUCUCUUGAACACGCAGAGUCGAAAAUAAAAGAAACGAUCGACUCUGAUGUGAAACCAAAAGAUGUUACAGAAACAAUAAAAACGAAUGAAAACGACAAAACUUUAACACCUCCUCUUUCUACAAUUACUAAGUCAGAUUCUGUAUUAGAUUUGUACGACAACAUUGACCUUGAUAUUUUUGGAGAUCAGUCCUUAAACCAAUCAGACGACUUUUUAGCCCUUCCUGAGCCUUCGAAAUGGGAAGUCGAUGAAAAACCAACUGACUCUGGAUUGGAAUCCAAGCGACGAGAAACAGAUUCGCGGGAGCAGUCAGCGUCAAAAAACAUGAACACGGAUAAGCCAUAUGGUAAGGAUAGCUCACCUAUAUUGUCAGCAAUUGUGAGACCGAGUUCAGACAGCACAGUUUCUACUUCGGUGCACAAUUUAAAAAUAAGUGUUCCAGCGAAAUCCACAAAUCAUUCUGAACGAUCGAUAGAAUUAAAGAGUACUUCUAAGCAUGACAAAAUGAAGAGCGUUGUUAGUAAUGAUGGUAAGGAAUCAAAGAAGCCCUCUAUCAAGGAUCGUUUGGGAGAAAAGAUUAAGGAAAAAUCUUCAGAUAGAAGACCAACAGAUCCCGGUAGGUCCUCCGGUAGUAGCUCAAAAUUGGCCUCAGCAGCUCUCAGAAAUGACAAUGGCAAAAACGAAAGGGAACGUGACCGAGGCAGAAGCAAGUCGUCUCGCUCGCAUCAACAAUCUGGUAGCCACCAAAAUUCAGAUAAGGCAGAAAAUAGAUCAUCACGACCACGAUCACCUUUUACACAUAAGAAAACGGCAGUUCCUUCAUCAAAGUCUAGUAAAAGCCGUGCAUCAAGCACAUCAUCUUCCUCAAGCUCGGAAUCGAAUGAAGGUGAAAUGCGAACAAAACGAAGUAAUAAAAAGGAAAAGAAAUCAAAGAAAAAGCGCAGUGGUAGUAAGUCUUCGGAUAAUGAUUCAAAUACCUCUAUAGAUAAAAAGAAGAAGUCUAGCAAGAAAAAGUCAAAGAAGGAAAAGAAGAAGAAACGAGAAAAGGAAAAAAAUAAGAGCUGAAAAUCGUUUUAGAUAAAAGGUAGUUUGUGGAUAUAUUUUACAUAAAAAUAUUCUAUGUAUGUAUUAUAUUUUUUUUUAUCCGAACCACUUCUUAGGAUUACAAAACUUGCUAUUUAAAUAAUAAAUAUAUUAGCGUGAAAUAAAAUUUUU